AUGCAGGACCCGGCAUCGGACGGGGAAGUUUCCGACGACACCGCGAGCCUGAGCCCGUCUUUCAACAGCCAGGACGGCAUCGUGGACAGCUCUCGAGUCACGAAUGGCGUCCAGAAACUGAAGCUGUCCGCUGAGCAUGCCGUGUCCCGGCCCCAGAUCCGCGUGGUCAUCGACCUGAACCGUGUGGGCGCCUUCAUCGGCAAGGGAGGGGAGGCCAUCAAGCAGCUCGCCCGCGAGUCGGGGACCAUCAUGGGCGUGGAGGCGCUGGUCCCCGGGAGCGAGUCGCGCGUGGUCACCAUCACCACCGCCGCCGAGGGCGAGGAGGCCGCCGCGACGCUGGUGGCAGGCCUGACCGCCGCGGCGGCGGCCAUCACCGCCGGGGACAAGCCCAGCGACUCCCCCCUCCGCCUGCUGGUCCCCGGCGCCCACAUCGGGCAGCUGCUGGGCAAGGGCGGCGCGACCAUCGCCGCCAUCCGCCGCGACUCCGGCGCGGACAUCAAGAUCCUGCCGCGUGGCGAGCUGCCCCCCGCCGCGCGUGUCAGCGACGAGCUGGUCACGACCGCGCUGCGCCUGCUGGUCCCCGCCGAGGCGGUGGGCGGGCUGGUGGGCCGUGGCGGCGAGCACAUCGAGCGCGUGCGCCGCGAGACGGGGGCCACAGUGCGCGUGGUGGACGGCGCGUCGCGCGACGCGCCGGCGGUGGUGCUGGCCACCAGCGUGGAGGACGCGGCCGCGCCCCACUGCGCGGCGCAGGAGGCCCUCGCCCGCGCCUUCCUGGCGGUGAGCGGGGAGGAGGCGGGCGGGCGGCACGAGGCGGUGCUGCGCCUGCCCGCCGCCGCCGCGGGGAGCCUGCUGGGGCGCAAGGGCGCCACGGUGUCCGCCCUGCGCGCCGAGACGGGGGCCGCCGUGCACGUGGGGGCCUUGAUGGGCAAGGGCGGCGCCAACAUCAGCCAGGUGCGCUCCGUGUCGGGGGCGCGCGUGCACCUGUCCCCGGCGACGGAGGGCGAGCCGGGGGCCACCCGCGCGCUGGAGGUGUCGGGGCCGGUGGAGGCGGUGCUGGCGGCCCGCAACAUGGUCAACGCCUUCCUGGCAGUGGGGGGGUGCAGCGAGGCCCAGCCCGUCUGA
This is a messenger RNA of Auxenochlorella protothecoides, 1122 nucleotides long. RefSeq names its product Poly(rC)-binding protein 3. Bases 1 to 1122 code for a protein of 373 amino acids. The record is from RefSeq and is a predicted model, not a curated record. Gene Ontology annotation, biological process: regulation of gene expression. Gene Ontology annotation, cellular component: cytoplasm; nucleus. The transcript has 6 exons. Gene Ontology annotation, molecular function: mRNA binding. NCBI's taxonomy places the organism in Eukaryota, Viridiplantae, Chlorophyta, Trebouxiophyceae, Chlorellales, Chlorellaceae.